Messenger RNA from Penicillium soppii, 1395 nucleotides. RefSeq lists its product as uncharacterized. The transcript is spliced from 4 exons. NCBI's taxonomy places the organism in Eukaryota, Fungi, Ascomycota, Eurotiomycetes, Eurotiales, Aspergillaceae. Gene Ontology annotation, biological process: tetrahydrofolylpolyglutamate biosynthetic process. Gene Ontology annotation, molecular function: tetrahydrofolylpolyglutamate synthase activity; ATP binding. The coding region runs from base 1 to 1395 and encodes 464 amino acids. The record is from RefSeq and is a predicted model, not a curated record. Gene Ontology annotation, cellular component: mitochondrion; cytoplasm; cytosol.
AUGUCGGACCAGACUUCAAAGUUGAACUACCAACAUGCUAUAGAGCUACUUAAGUUGUGUCGGCGGUCAUUCCCUUCCAUAUCGGCGGCGAUGAUGUUACCGAUUCCUGCAUGGGCUCCCAAUAUUGCUACCUUGAAAGGAGUACCAUCGCUCGAAGGGAUGAAAGAUUGGUUAUUGCGUCUUGGUCAUGAGACCAAAGAUAUAGAUGAUUUGAAUGUCAUUCAUGUUGUCGGAACGAAAGGCAAAGGCAGCACGUGUGCUUAUGUGGACUCGUUCCUACGAGAGCAUGCGACCAGGAAUGGAAUUAAUCGAAAAAUAGGCCUUUACACAUCCCCAAGUCUGUGGCCAAGAAAUAGAAUCCGAAUCGAUUCAAAGCCGUUACCAGAGGAUAUUUUUGCAAAGCGCUUCUUUGAAGUUUACACGGGCCUGUCACUCGAUGGUGAUACCUCGUCUAGCAAGACACCCGGAUUUCUCCAAAUGGUGGCCAUCGUGGCUUUCCACACUUUCAUCAAGGAAGGUGCUGACGUCGUCAUCUGUGAGGCCCAUCAUGGUGGUGAGUUCGAUGCAACCAACAUCUUCAGCCGUCCUGCAAUCACUGCCGUGACCAAGAUUAGCUUGGACCAUGUCGAUAGCCUAGGAACAACCAUCCGAAGUAUUGCAUGGCACAAAAGUGGAAUAUUUAGGGCUGGGGUUCUGGUACUUUCUGUCCGACAAGACCCAGAAGCUGAAGACGAGAUAAAGCGCCGGGCAAAAGAAAAGGGAGCGUUGCUUCAUUUCGUGGAAAACGUCACUAUUGAGGGUCUCAUACUUGAACAGCGAGAGAAUUGCGCACUGGCUAGGCGUAUCGCCGAUGAGUUUCUCCAUCACUCGCUCGAUGAACAGGAUGUUGCAGCUGGUAUCAGGAAAUGCCGCUGGCCUGGACGCUUCGACAUCGUUGAUUACGGUGGCUGCACUUGGUAUUUGGAUGGAGCACACAACGAAACAAGUAUGAAGGUAGUCGGAGAGUGGUAUGAACGGGUAGCUGGUGCGAGUUCUCACCGAGUUCUCAUUUUUGCCCAUUUCUCACCUAAGCGAACGCGUGACUGGAGGACGAUAUUAAAGACUUUAGGGACAUCUCUACAGAUGCGCAUCCAACAUGUGAUAUUCGUCAAGCAGAUUGAAUAUGAUGGUCAUUUCACUACCCCUGCGGGACUUUUGGAAGACUAUGCCGAAUUCUGGAGGGAGAGUUCGUCCCCAAAAUCCACUCAUAUGGCAUCUAGUGUCAAGGAUGGCAUUGAUCUGGCCAAGCAGUUUGGCAUGGGGGCGCAGAUUUUGGUAACAGGAAGUUUGUACUUGGUAGAAGCUGCUCUAGAGAUAGUCAAAAACGAUUCUAUCCAGAAUCUGCCCGACCUUUAA